This is a messenger RNA of Fusarium venenatum, 2016 nucleotides long. RefSeq lists its product as uncharacterized. The record is from RefSeq and is a predicted model, not a curated record. NCBI's taxonomy places the organism in Eukaryota, Fungi, Ascomycota, Sordariomycetes, Hypocreales, Nectriaceae.
AUGGCAACUGAACAUGAUCUUCGUGGCAACACAUCAAAAAACGAAAAUGACAUCAUCUCAUCACUUAUCGAGAUUCAAAAAUGCAGAAUUCCGCAGCAAAAGAUGAAAUGGAUUGUAGAGAGCCUUGAAUGUCUUGGUAGACGACAGUCUAGGAAGAGAAAGCUAGACUUGAACGAAAGCCACAAAUCUGAAAGACCAUAUUGGUUUCGAGAAGAUGUUAAUGGCUUUAUUAACAGUAACUUUGUGGCCUUGUCAUACACUUGGGAUGCUUCUGAGCACGAGACACAAAAUCCCAAAGCCGAAGGUCAUCUGAUCGAGACAAGGGACGGAGAAGAUGCUUGGCGCUCAUCUGUCCGCAACUCAGUCCUCGAGAGAAUCACAAAAUACAUGCAAUGUCAUAACGUGCCACUCCUAUGGAUUGAUCGUCACAGCAUACCCCAGAAGAAGUGCAAACAACCUACAUGCACCCAUGGAGAAUGCAAACAGAAAAGACACGCCUUAGAUGCGAUGGACUGGGUGUAUUCGCUCAGUGAUCACCCUGUCGCUUUGCUUGGACGGCCAAUCCAAAGUGAGGACGAGAUGGCGACUCUAUCUGCUAUUUUGAGGGGUGUACUUGUCAAGUACCACGACGGAGGAUUUGCUCUAGCCAAGAACGCAGAGUAUAGUCAAGCACUGAAAAUGCUCAACCUACUAUACGAGAUUACUAGGGAUAAAUGGUGGACAAGAGCGUGGACCUUCCAAGAGAAUUACAAAGCAGGUCUAAAGAUGACGCUUCUAAUUCACCAUAAUCCAGACCUCGAAAGUGCAAAGAGAUCUAUGCUCAGUGGAAAGAAGGCAAUGUUUGGUGUAGUCCCCGGCGAACUAAGUAUUCAGUCUGUCAAAUUCUCCGAGAGCGCCACUAAAUUUUGUUUGGCAUUCCGUCGGCACCACUUUACGACAAGCGAGGAUGAAGAGAAGAUAACUCAUAUCCUGAAAACUGCUGGAAGAUACAGGAUUCUGCUAUUGCCAUCCACUUCCAUGUCAGGGACAAUAAUUUCCGACGUGCAGUGGAGAGGUGUCACUGAGCCUUGGGACCGCCUGUCUAUCAUCGCCAAUUGUUGUCAGUAUGCUACUCGGCUGGAUGCCGGAAGGCUUCAACUGAAGGGAGAAACCGAGUUGAGUCUUGACAUAUCGGUAUUGGCACUGCGCCUACUAAAUGGCGAGAUACUCAACAAUGAAGAAGUUUACGUACCUGGUGAGACUGUUCUUGAGCAGGUGAACGAUCUCUUCUUUGAUGACUUUAAAGCACCCGAUGGCGAAAAGAGAUUAACAUAUAAUAAGGGCUGCCGCUUUGCCAAUGUAGACUUCACAAAAAAAGGCAUCAAGACAAAAGGCCAUCUAUGGAAACUUGGAGAAACCCUUCGAGCACCUAGAUCAUCGCCACGGUUAUCGCAACCAACCCAACAGGGCGAGCAGCAGCUUUCAGAAUAUCAGCGAACACGACUACGACAGCUUGGUGAGCUUAUCAAGGCAAAACAUGGCGGCAAAGACGCGAGUAUAGUGGAGGACAUGAACGAGUUUCUCACAGAAGAUGCUUUUGUUGUGGAUGAUGAAGAAUCCUUUAGUUUGUGGUAUCGUCGGUUAAUGGCGAAAGAAGUAGUGAGGGCUAUGGAUGCGGAUCAGAACUUGUCACUUGGGUAUCUCUGCGAUCCAGCAGGUGAACCCACGAUGGCUCAAGGGAUAUUCAUUCCUGGCCGAGGUGCUGUUGAUUCAAGUGGAAUUUUGAGUCAGGCAGAUCAGGAGCUGGCGUAUGUUUUCACAUCACUGUGGUCCGACAGCCAAGUUGACGAAGAGUACCUCGCAAACGAAUUGGAUCAUCACGUGUCCCUUGGAGUUCGGCUUUCUGACGACAGUAGUCGGGACCCUCUACAGUUAUACACGCAAGAAUGGGUUCUGGGACUAUGCUUCUUUACAGGUGUUCCUACUUAUGAUGUGGUGUUUCCUUGGCCACAGGUGUUGGUAAAAACAGGUUCUUGA